AUGUCGUUGGAUCAAAAGACACGUGUACAACCACAAGCAGAUCGUGUCUACGAAGAUUUUGAACCAUCCUUUAACUGGGAUCAUGACGAAGGAAGUGCCACGCUAAUUGUUAUGCUUCCAGGAUUUAGAAAGGAGCAAUUGAAGGUUCAAAUAUCCUCAACCCGUAUCCUGAAGGUGAGUGGUGAAAGGAAGAUCAAUGAGAACAAAUGGCGUCGAUUUCUCAAAGAAUUACCUGUUCCUCCUAAUUCUGACACCAGUGGGAUUAGUGCCAAGUUUGAUGAUGGGAAGUUAUAUGUUAGGAUUCCCAAAGUGAUCACUCCCAUCAAGUCACAAGCUGCAGCAACAACACCAACACAAGAAGCUCCAAAGCCUCAACAACCAACAACUAAGAAACCAAAUGCUCGAGAUGUUGAUCAACAAAAGCCAGUGGAAAAAACUGAGGCACAAACACCAUUCAAGGAACCAAAGGGAGAUGAAGAUUUUCAAAAGAAGCCACAAAACAAGGAAAAGGGCAAGGUAGAAACAGAUGCCAAGGAGAGAGCAGAAGCUACAACCUCUGAAGAAGCCAUAAUAGAUAAAAGGUCACCAACCCUGGAACUUCUUUCACGUCAAACUCAGGAAUAUAAGAAUGCACUUUCUGGUUUGGUCGAAGAGGUUAAGAAGCAAAUGAAAUUGGCGAACUUUCUGGUCCUCAUCUUUUUUGUUUUGGUGUUUGGGCUCUUCCUUAAGAAUGCAAUCAAGUCAUCUUUUGGAGGACCCAAAAAAGAGUUGUAA
This is a messenger RNA of Gastrolobium bilobum, 774 nucleotides long. Its product is annotated as inactive protein RESTRICTED TEV MOVEMENT 2-like. The transcript is spliced from 2 exons. Lineage: Eukaryota; Viridiplantae; Streptophyta; Magnoliopsida; Fabales; Fabaceae. The record is from RefSeq and is a predicted model, not a curated record. Bases 1 to 774 code for a protein of 257 amino acids.